Molecule: messenger RNA, 486 nt
Organism: Penicillium alfredii
Lineage: Eukaryota; Fungi; Ascomycota; Eurotiomycetes; Eurotiales; Aspergillaceae
Exons: 1
Coding region: 1-486 (161 amino acids)
Source: RefSeq, a predicted model, not a curated record
AUGAAAACCCUCAUUACAGCCUGCGAUACCAAGCCCAACAACACAGACGGCGACACCGUGGAACUGGCAAACGGCCUGUUUCCUGCCAGUAUAACCACCCCCACGCCAUCAAUAUCUGCCUCGACAACGCCCAAAAAAUCACCAUCAUCCAAUUCUGCCGACUCCUCCAGUUCCGGGCUCAGCGACGGUGCCAAGGCUGGGAUAGGAGUCGGCGUUGGAGUCGCGGGCCUGUGCAUCUUAGGUGCGAUCACUUGGUUCCUCACGAGGCGCCAACAUCCCGCCGUCUCUACUCGAUCCGACCUGAGCCAACUGGAUUCCCGGCCCAUUGCUCCUCCCUCUUUCCAACCAGAGACUUCUCAGGCGAGUUAUUACUCAGACCACGGCUACUCGGUAGAUCCUUCGACAGGGUCACGGAAUAAGAUGAAUCCCGCCGAGCUGCAGGGAUACAAUAGCGUGGCCGAGCUGCCUUCCGAUCAGCGCGCUUAA